Molecule: messenger RNA, 1596 nt
Organism: Priceomyces carsonii
Lineage: Eukaryota; Fungi; Ascomycota; Pichiomycetes; Serinales; Debaryomycetaceae
Gene: ADE4
Product: amidophosphoribosyltransferase
Exons: 1
Coding region: 1-1596 (531 amino acids)
Biological process (GO): purine nucleotide biosynthetic process; purine nucleobase biosynthetic process
Cellular component (GO): cytoplasm
Molecular function (GO): amidophosphoribosyltransferase activity
Source: RefSeq, a predicted model, not a curated record
AUGUGUGGAAUACUAGGAGUAGUACUAGAUGAUCCAACUAAAAAUGCAGCUCCUGAGUUGUUUGAAGGUGCGAUGUAUCUCCAGCAUCGUGGCCAGGAUGCAGCUGGUAUGGUAACAUGUGGAUCUAAAGGAAGGUUUUAUCAAUGUAAAGGUAAUGGAAUGGCAAGGGAUGUGUUUACUCAAGGAAGAAUGAUGAACUUAGUUGGUAAUAUGGGUAUCACCCACUUGCGCUACCCAACUGCUGGGUCUUCAGCAGGUAGUGAGGCACAACCCUUUUAUGUCAAUUCACCUUACGGAAUAGCUUUAAGUCACAAUGGUAACUUAGUGAAUUCACUCGACUUGAGAAAGUAUUUGGAUGAAGUUGUUCACCGUCAUAUCAAUACUGAUUCUGAUUCAGAAUUGUUGUUAAAUAUUUUUGCGUCGAAGUUGGAGGAGUUCAAUAAGUCAAGAGUCAACAACCAAGAUGUUUUUGCCGCAAUCAAAGGUACCAUGGAAAUGGUCAGAGGUGCAUAUGCAUGUGUCGCUAUGCUUGCAGGUUUUGGAAUAAUCGGGUUUCGUGAUCCUAAUGGUAUCAGGCCGUUAUUAUUUGGAGAAAGGGUCAAACCUGAUGGUAAAAAAGAUUACAUGCUAGCAUCUGAGUCGGUAGUCUUAGUUGCUCAUGGGUUCAAGAAAUUCAGGGAUAUAAACCCGGGAGAGGUUGUAAUAAUACCAAAAAAUUCUUCAACUGGUCAAGAACCCGAGUUUUGUCAAGUAGUCGAACCAAAUGUGUUUGCCCCAGAUAUAUUUGAGUAUGUGUACUUUGCUCGUCCAGAUUCAGUAUUGGAUGGGGUGUCUGUUUACAGAUCAAGAAUUGAUAUGGGAGAGAAACUAGCAAAGAAAAUUACACGAUCCAUAGACGUUAAAGACAUUGACGUUAUAAUACCGGUUCCUGAUACCUCGCGUACUUCUGCAAUCCAGUGUGCAGUUACUAUGAAGUUGCCCUAUCGUGAAGGUUUUGUCAAAAAUAGAUAUAUUGGAAGAACUUUCAUCAUGCCAGAUCAGCAAGAAAGAAGAUCAUCUGUCAGAAGAAAAUUGAAUGCGAUGGAGUCUGAAUUCAAGGACCGCAGUGUCUUGCUUAUUGAUGAUUCCAUUGUUAGAGGUACAACUUCGAAGGAAAUUGUAGCCAUGGCAAGAGAGGCUGGAGCAAAAAAAGUCUACUUUGCCUCUUGCGCCCCACCAAUUAGAUUCAAUCAUAUUUACGGUAUUGAUCUUGCUGAUACCAAGGCUCUAGUAGGGUUCAACAGAGAUGAAAAGGAAAUCGCCAGGGUCAUUGGUGCCGAUGAGGUCUUCUACCAGGAGCUUGAUGAUUUAAUUGACUGUUGCAAGAGCGAUAAGGUCACUCACUUUGAAGUUGGUGUUUUCACUGGGGACUACAUUACCGGAGUUGAAGACAACUAUCUCCAGGAGCUCGAAAAGAUUAGAGCACAGAAUCAGCGCCUUAGAGACAGAUCUUUAAAAGGUCUCAGUGUGGACGCAUGCAUCGAUGCAGCCGACGUCAUCGAUGUCAAGGCAGAGGUCGACAUCAGCAUAUACAAUAGAGGUGACUAUGAAAAGUAA